AUGAGUUUAGCUAACUCCAAAACAAAUCAGACAUUGAUUAUUGUGAUAACUCCAACUUAUUCUAGACUAACUCAGCUGGCUGAUAUGACACGGUGAGUUAGGAUAAGUACCCAAAAAUUUGCCUAGAAAUUUCUAGAAUGGCUAACACUUUGAUGCAUGUUCCAAAUCUUCAUUGGAUUGUGAUCGAAGAUGGUUUGCAGAUCGAUAAGAACAUCAGAAAUCUAUUGAGAAGAUCGCAAAUCUCAUUUUCAUAUUUGCCAUUCAAAACUCAGCCAGGGUAUCCGAGUAAGUUCGGCAUUGCUCAGGUUAAACUAGAAAUUUUAGCCAUUGCUCAUAUUAAAAAUCUAGGCCACGCCCACUUUUCAGAGCGAGGUUGGUUUCAACGAUCAAUGGCAUUGACUUUGCUGCGAGAAACUGCACGGCAUUUCAAAAGUAACACAAAUUCUGUGGUGUAUUUUGGAGAUGAUGAUAAUUCGUAUGAUAUUCGAUUGUUCACGGAAUACAUCAGGAAUGUGAGGAAGCUUGGAAUGUGGAGUGUUGGUGGGUGGCUUUUGAAGAGCGGAAGAGCGGAAGCUGCGCGGAAUUUUCCGCGAGAUGCUACGCGGAAGCUUGCGGUUUAG
Molecule: messenger RNA, 620 nt
Organism: Caenorhabditis angaria
Lineage: Eukaryota; Metazoa; Nematoda; Chromadorea; Rhabditida; Rhabditidae
Source: the annotation of a GenBank genome assembly